ACCUAAGAAGAAAAUCUCCAAAUGUAUUAGGGACAUUUAUUUUAAAGGAUUUGAAAGAAAACUUUUCCCCCUGAAAUGUUCAUUGUGAAGAAUUUGGAAAACAUUUCACCUGUCUGGCACCUUUUACUGUGAAUGGUUUGUAAAAUACAAACUUUUUCAUGAGCUUUUAUGAUGAAGUGUUGGAAUUCUUGUUGGACUUUUAAUGUGAAAACAUUCAACUGUUGGCCUGGAAUCAUUAUGAAGAGGAGUUAAACACUAUAAUUUAACCAAUCACUGCUCACAACAAGAUGAUUUCUUAUGUGGAAUGUCUGAGUGGUGAGGGGGUGGGGGCUGGCGUGACAUCACACUGUUGGAAUAGGAGACCUGAUGAAGAACUAGAUGAGCUGCUUCCAGGCAAGAUGGCCAUCCUCCAACCAAAAAUGGAGGGCAGCUUGAGGCGGCGUUUGCUCAGCGCCAAAAUCCAUCAGCAGCAAAAUGCCAUGUUGGGUUUGAAUACCAGUGGAACAAACAGGCCGGGAUCACCCUCGGGUGACAGGAAACCUCACGUUCAGUGUCCUGGCAACGUUCCCUGGCAACUCCCACCACACCCCAAUGUUCACCCUUCUCUUGCCCCUGAAGCUCAUGGGAAAUUCCUUCUAAUUCCAGAAGUUCAUGGGAAACCCCAAAAGCAGUUCCCAUCCCUUCAGGUGCAGCGCCCUUCCUGCUCUGUCCUCACUCAUCGACGCCGAACUAGUUCCUGUCCCCCAUCACCAGAACCUCGCCCUGGCUAUGGAUUACCUGCUGCUUCCUAUUUGAGCAUCACAAACCCCUCCAAGGGACCAGAGGUGUCACCCCAGUACUGCUACCAGCCCACCAAGAGGCACAGAUUCUUUUCCUUCAGAUGCUACAAAGAAAAAAGUUCUACACGCGAAGCUCUUAUGACUACACCCCUUUUGCAGAAAGGGGAUGGGGACAGUAAAUGGUCUGUUCACUACACUUCCCAGAAACCUCAGCAUGGAUUGAGCUUUAUUCCAGGGAAAAGAAGAUCAGGCAGUUCUGAUGACCUGCAAGCAUGUAACGAGCUGACUCAGCAAAGCUGCUCUCACCCACCGAGCCCCAGCUUCUCUCCAUUCACCGGCCUCGACCAAUCAGAGAGCAGAAAACACCGAAGGUGGCGGACUCAAAGCAGAAAGAUGAGGUCCAGAGUCUUGGAUUUUUUUUCUCAGUCUUGCUUUUCAGUUUGUUUCAAGUUUUCACUUUGGAGGAGAAAGGCUUCAGGAUCCUCAGAUGAGGAUGAGAGGUUUUUCCUCAACAACCCACGACCCAUGACUCCGCUGGUCCUGAACCAGGUUGGUCUCACCUCCGGCUGGGAUGAGCUAGCAUCACCCAACAACUCUUCUUUUGAUGCGGAAAUGGAUCCUUUUCAUCGACUUCCAACACCAGAGGAGAAGAUGAGGCAGCAGGCAGAUGCAGUCACAGCUGAUAUAGUUCCUAUUAAUGUAACAGGGGAAAGUUUUGAUCGACAGGCCAGUUUUCGGAGAGCUCUCUCUAACACAGACUCAUUAACCCGACGACCUCAUCAACUGAGCCGCCGUAAGACAGUUUCUGUGAUAGAAGAUGCUGUUAUCCCAAAGCCCUUGGUCUCUGUAGAACUUCCUGGUCAGUUCUCCACAGUGGGUCGACCUGCCUCAUCCUGCUGCACCUCUUCAGAUCAACAGAUGAACUCAAAGGUGGAUGAUGAGGAAAUUGAAAAAAUCAAAAAGGAGGGCCUUUUGUUCACAAGGAGGAUUCGAGCACCCAAAGGAGAGGGCAUGUCCAGCCUCAUGGCCUCCCUUACCACCUCUCCACAUGUCAACAAGCACCCCAUCUCCUGCCACUCAUCCUCCUCGGACAUCCACAGUCUCCCUCAUUUAGCCACCAACUUUUCUCCAAGUUCUGAGGUCAGCAGUGUCAGCGCCUCCUCGUCUAAUAGCCAGUUACAGGAUUUACAGGAUUUUCCAAACAACUUUCUGCCCUCACUACCCUUUGACACCAGGACCAGAGUGGUACCCCAGUCUCCUUCCUCCUCCUCUGCUUUUUGUCCUUCUUCCCCUGUCAAUUCCUCCAUCCCCAACAUGCCAAGUCAAUUCCAGCCUGAAUGGUCUCCCAACAAUAGUCCUUAUAAUGAAACUUCCUUUUCCUCUCAUUAUCUCUCCUCCUCCUCCAUAGCAGAUUCUGUGUCUCAGUUUAGUUACCAAGCUCUGGAUGACCAAACGGCCUCAGGGCAGAAUGCUCAGAGUUUUUGUGAUUGUGACUCCAUCAAUGAGGAGAGUUGGAGCUACAGGCCUCUUUCCCCCAACUCCAGUAUCUACAGUGGUAUCACCCAGAACACAGGAGGCGGCUCAGAGGAAAGUUGGAACUGUGACCCCCUGCUGUCCUCUGGUCGCUCCACUCCCUCCUGUGCUGAUAACAACUCAAUUUAUUCAGAGAAAAUAAAAUCUCCAUUGCUUAAACAUGAGAAAAGGAAGUCCAGUACUUCCUCAUUCUACUACGGUACCAUAAACCGAAGCAUCUCUCUACGAAAGUCCAAGAACCCACCUCCUCCACCAAUGCGUUCUGACUCUUUGAAGCGCCGUACAGGUUGCAACAAAGCCUCCUGCUCUUCAACAAGUCCUUGGCUUGAUCGCAGUCAUGUGGAUCGCAACACCUUGUAUACAUCCACCUCACCUCCCCAGGCCUUUUAUGACCCCUGGGUGCCCCGAAGCAACAUCAGAAGAUGGCAGAGUGGUUUGAACUGUGGAACAGUAACAACCUUCGAAUCUUUGAGCCUAAACUCCCAAACAAAAACCUGUACUGAAUCACUGCCUUCCAACAACCCACUGAGUCCUGAGUGCCACGUGCUUGACUCUGAAGCUCCAAGUUCAAAAGAUGAAGAGCUGGAACUUCCACUGGACCAGCCCACACCUGACUCCUCUGCAACUGGGCUCCAGCGCCUUGCUUCACCAUCCAGUGGUUACUCCAGUCAGUCCAACACCCCAACUCCUGGUACUCCAGUGUCUUCACCCCUCAACCCUUCCUCCCCCUUCACGAGUUCUGGAGCCUUCUUACUUCCUUCAACCUCCCCACUGUUGACUUCAUGUUCUUCCUCUUUACUCUUGUCCCCUGCAGCAUUCUCCCUUCCCAGGACUAGGUCUCAUGGUGGAAGUAGGCCAAAACCACCAGUUCCCCAGAGGAAGUCAUCACUCAUCUCCUCCUUCUCUUCCUUGUCCUCCCUGUCCUACCCCACUUCCUCUGACUCUUUACCCAGGCAUCCUCCUAAUCCGCCUCCACCUUCCCUACCUCUUCCACAAUCUUCACCUCCCCUAUCUGAGUUUUGCUUGUCUACCCCUAAUAGUUCUCCUCCUUCACCUUCCCUGCCACAGUUUACUACUCCUGCUUCUGGGCUAUGCCUUUUUACCCCUUUAUCAGUCAUCUCUAAUCCUCAUCCCCCUCUCUCCCCACCUCCUCUUCCAGAGCUUCCCUCUUCUUUUCUUCCUACACCUCCUCCUGCUCCUCCCCUUCCAAAGAUCGGCCUUCCUGCUGUGCUGUCUUUUAACAAACUUCCUGGCCCUCCUCCUCCACUUUUGUCACCUCUCCCAACGUCAUCUCUCCCCAUGCCACCUAUUUUACCUCCUUCUGUCCGGCCUCCUCCUCCUCCCUAUUCCUAUGCUGUGAGCCGGAGAUCCCACCACACACUGGAUUCCACAGUGCCGUCUGCUUUAUAUCCACUUGUAACUUCCCUUCCACCUUCCUCAUCUUCUGAUUUCACAGACAAACCUGACCUUCCUCCUCCACCCCCUCUGCCACCUAGUCCUCCACCUCUGCCUUUUCCCUCAAAACCUUCCACAUCUUUCUUCUCCUCAUCAAGUCCUAACAUGUCCCCAAGGUCUCCCUGUCUACUGAUCACUGAUCAGGCUUUGCAGUGCAUCAAGCUUCGUUCUGUUAAGAACCAGAAAAUCCCACAAUCCAACGGUAACCCCACUGAAGCUAAACUUCAUACCCAAGUUAGCAUUUCAGGAAAAGACUCUAACCAAAGUGAGGAUGGCCAACUGAAUUGCACAGUGUUAGGUGAAGUUAUUGUUGAUUGCCUAAACACUGAUUCUGAGCUAUCAGGACCAGGAGAAGAACAUAUCGAUACGGUGGCUGGCAGAGAAGAAAGUGCGUUACUGGUUAACUUUCAAAGUCCAGUCAGCAAUGAAGUAAAACAGCAGGAACUCGAUUACUAUGACAAAAGAGAAAGUGAGAGUGAGAAUGCAAAUGAGUCAGGUGAUUCCAAUCUUCAAAGACUACAUGGCAGCUCAGCUAACCAGAAAGAGCAUGGUACUCAGCUUAAUAAAGAAAUGCCACAAACCACCCAGUUUAAUGGACAACAAAGGGAGGAUUCGGACAUGUAUCUCACUCUGGAAAAUGUUCAAGUCUCCAGUCCUGAGAGUCCUUGGGCAAAAUUGGGUCACGAUGCUGACAAAUAUCAAAUUAACACCAAUUUUCAGACUUUUUCUUCUGAACAACCCCCUAAACCAUUUAAGACCACAGAGAGACUGAAGGAAAACAAGGCAAGACUCUCAGAGAGCAAAAAAGAAAGUGAGAAAGAUGAAAAGAAUAAAUCACAAAUACAGAGUCCAUGUGUAGUUGAUAGAGUUUCAACAAUUGUUGUGCAGCAUAAUAACAAAGACUUAAAAUCAAGGAGCUCAGGGAGGUUAAACUCCCCAGAGAAACCAGUUCCUCCAAAAAAGUCUGAUCUUUGUGUUUUGGGUCCCAAGGCCAAAAGAGAACCAGGUAGAUCAAAGAGUCCUGAGAGUUCUACUGGGCUUAACAACCAAUCACAGCUUUCCAUUGAUUCCUUGGACACACGUUUCCUCACACAUUUGACCAAAAGUAAACAAUUGCCAAAGCAGUUGACAAGCACUUGUGUCCUUUCGGCACUACCUGAACGUUCAUUUAACAGCAUCCACUCACUUGCCAGUUCCCCUCAACAUCAGAAGCCCCAAAUUUUGCAAAAGAAGCCAGAUCUCUCAUUGACUUCACACAAAACACCCUUUGCUUCUAAAACCACAGCAUCAGGUCUGAAUGGGACCACAGGGACCACUAGUAUUUUACAAACUCAAAACACUGUAAGGACCAGUAGCACCUUAGAAACAGUGUGCAACACAAAUAAAAGAAAUCCUGAGGAGACCUGCAGUACCCCACAGAAUUUGAAGAUCUGUGGAGCUCAUGACCAGUCAGGAACAGUAGGGGUUGAUCCUUCACAAGUCCCUGAAACUACUUCAACCAGUGCUGAAGGAACCCAGGCUGUGGCGCCAGACCAUAAUUAUUUUGGGAUUAUUGAGUCAAAACUUCAAGAUGAGAAAAAUACAUAUCAUAUGAGGACGAUGAGUUCCUCUUUGGAUGAAGAGGAAGAAGAGCAGGAGAGGGUGAAAAAACGAGUUAAACGGACAACAGUUAUGAUGAAAACUUCACCUAGCAAAAAAGACAAAGCUAAAAAGCGGCACAAGAGAUUGGGUAAGCAACUAUUGAUGAUACCACCGAAAAUGGAACCUUCUUCCUCAAUGUCUUCAUCUACAUCAUCAUCUUCAUCCUCGUCUGAAAAUGAACAAGAUGUAAAAAUAUAUAGACUGGAGAGGCUGAGAACAAUGAAAGUGUGUGAUCAAGAGACAAGUGACUCUGAAGGUUGCUGUUCUCUGAUUGGUGAGAGCAGGUUCUCUCUCAGCAGUGUGCUGUCCACGGAAAACCUGCAAGGGGAGCUGUCCCUGCCAGACCUUCUUAUAAAGGAACCUGAUGAAGAAGAGGAGGAGCAAGGAAAGAGUGAAGCCUCGAGAAGAGUUAAGGAGCUCAAGGAAACCAACAGGCCCUCAAAUGAUGAUGUGUUCGUCAGCAUUUCAGCGGAUCAAAUGUUUGCCUCUGGUCAUCCUCGAACCACAGAGGAUCUUUUUGCGAUCAUCCACAGAUCAAAACGGAAGAUGCUUGGAAGAAGGGAUUUAGAUGAAGAGAAGCUUAGUGUCUCUUCCUCCUCCUCCCCUCCUGAGACACCCACUGACCACUCAUCCCACCUGACCCGACCCGCACCUUUCAUAAGUCACAGGUCAGCAAGAAGUGAGCGCUUUAAGGCACUCCUCUUGAGAAAGGGAAGUCGAGUCGAUCCAUCUUCUCGAAUAUCUGCAGUUGAGCGUCUUCGAGUUAUUCAGCCUCCACCUCCUGCUGCCAACAUCCAGACAUCACCUCCUCUUCCAACUCCAAACCAGUUAAAACCUGGAAACCCCUCUUGUGAAGCGGAGCACACCAGUAGACCUGUUCACCUGAGUAUAGACGUCCCAGAACUUCCCACAUCUCCCUGUUCUCUGUCCAUGAUGUUUGAUUGGAGAAGACGGGAUUUGAUGCACAAUCACCUCUUCCUGACCUCCAACUCUUUGUAUCCCUUUUUUGUCUUCACCUCCUCCCAUGUUCGACCUCGCUCCCUCACACCGCCCUGCUCCGCCUCCCAUCGCUUUGCGGCUCGCUGCAGCCUCAUCUCUGCCCCAAUGACCGCCAUCUUUGAAGGGGAGGAAGAAGACGAGGAGGUUCUUGUUGAUGCACCAGGAGGCAGUGGGAACUCAAGCAUAAGACUGGUUUAGAUUUCUUGAUGCAUUCAGAAAAAAUGAUUUCUGAAUGCUUUAAAAACACUCUGAAAUGGGUAAAUCUGCCUCGCAGGUCCAACCUGAAGCAUUUACCUGAAUUUACAGCAACAUAUUGAACAUGCUAUUUUUUGGUCACCAGAAAUGUCUAGAAACCCGCAUGUGUUUUUAUUGUAUUUUUAAUGUAUUUUUAUUUUUGUGUUUAUUGUAUUCUCACUGUCAUUUACUGUAGCUUGUUGACUCUUUUGCACUUUAAUUUUGAGUAGUCACACCUUUGAGAUUUUUCUAAUUAUGACACAAAACUAAAUGUUCUCAUAAAAAGCUUAAGGUCAUAUUUUUAAUAUAAAAACAUUAUGUAAUCAUAAAAAUAUCAGUGUUAAUCAGUUGUAUAUGAAAGCUUCAUUGAACAUUUUUCACAGCUUCAAAGCUUUUGUGCUUACUGUAAUGAAUCAUUUUAAGAUUUUCUUCAGUAAAUGAAAAAUGCCACUCCUUGUUUUUCUUCAAAAUCUAUGUAGCUGUAAUGUUGGUGUGUGUUCGAUGAAUAAAUGGAACAAUGAUGCAUGAUAUCUCUUUUAUGCAAAAUGAUUAGAGAUUUUUCUUGAAAGAACAGACAGUAAUAAUUUGUAAAACACUUAAACCCAUAAAAAUAUAAUCAGAAUUACUAUAAAUUUUUAUAGCAUUGUAUUUCCAAAUCAUGAGACCAAACUAAAAAUAACCCACAUGAAAAAAAUGACUGAUGGAAACUUUUAGAAUCAUUUUUAUGUGUUAUUAAAUGAUUUCUCCUCGCAAUAAAGCAACAAUGAAGUUUUCUUAAAAGAAUUUUUGCUGUAAUUUGAUAUUUAUUGAUUUUAGGUUUUUAAAAGUUAGACUUUUCUGUUAAAACUAUUAACAUAAAAAUUAGCUGGUUUAGAUCUAUAAAUAACUUGUCUUUUCAUGUUUUUACAAAAUUUACAGCUGGAUUCAUGUUAUUUUUUAUUUGUAGUAUUUUAAAAUAUGAGUGAUAGUCUCAGUUUGAUAUUUAAAAGUAUAGCAGACAGUUAAAGAAUGUAAAGAAUGUAAAUGCUGUCUAACAUAAGAGGUUUAGAUAUAAUCUGUAAUCAAAACAUAAGUAAAGAGUUGAGAAAAAAAUCACUGAAAAAGUGUUGUUGGUUCAUAUGGUAAGAUGGAAACUGAAUGUUUUAAGAAAAAUGAAAAUGAAAGCAGAGACCUUGUUUGUUAGAAAAUUAUUAAAAAUGAAUCUAAGCAAUAAAGAAACAAUUAUGAAA
Messenger RNA from Austrofundulus limnaeus, 7870 nucleotides. Its product is annotated as NHS-like protein 1. NCBI's taxonomy places the organism in Eukaryota, Metazoa, Chordata, Actinopteri, Cyprinodontiformes, Rivulidae. The coding region runs from base 288 to 6605 and encodes 2105 amino acids. The record is from RefSeq and is a predicted model, not a curated record. Gene Ontology annotation, biological process: cell differentiation. The transcript is spliced from 9 exons.